Copidosoma floridanum is the source of this 927-nucleotide messenger RNA. RefSeq lists its product as uncharacterized. Lineage: Eukaryota; Metazoa; Arthropoda; Insecta; Hymenoptera; Encyrtidae. The record is from RefSeq and is a predicted model, not a curated record. Gene Ontology annotation, molecular function: sequence-specific DNA binding.
AGUGAAGUAAAAGUAUAAACAUCGAGUAAAAUUUAUUAUUAAAAAAUGCCCUGCUGUUCGGUUCAAUUGUGUAGAAAUAAUAAUAUGAACACGAAAAAUACCGGCAUUCGUUAUUUUCGAUUUCCAAAAGACGAACAUUUACUUGAAGAGUGGAAAAUCUUUUGUAACAAAGAUAAUAUAAAUCUCAAAAACGCUCGAGUUUGUUCCAUACACUUUACACAAAGUUGUUUUCAAAGAAAACCUGAACACCUUAUUGUUCCUGGGGAUAAAAAUAUUUAUGUAUUGCGCAAAGACGCCAAGCCAACCGAAAAACCAAUAUUUCAAGAUGAAAGAAAGAGGAAAAUCACUAAAAAUGUCGUCAAACAAAAAGAAUUGAGCCCCUUGAAAUCUCAGCAAAUCGAGAACGUUCCUAUUACUUGUUUGGAUCUGAGAGAUCUGAACAAAGAUGAAUCAUUAAGAAGUAUGCAUUGUCCAACUGUAGAAGAUCUAAGGGACGACCAACCUCUCGAAAAGAAUCAAGUAACAAACAGCUCCUUGACGAUAUUAAACCAACAGUUACAACAGACAAUUACAAAAUUGAAUGAACAGUUGGUCAAACAAAAACGAACAGAAGAAAGAAGAGUAAAAAGAAAAGUUCAAAAAAUGGUUCACAAAAUCUUAAAACCGGCCUUCACCGAAGGACAAAUUAAAAAAUUACUUUAUCGACAAAGAAAAAACGUAAAAUGGAAUUUAAACGACUUAUCAGCAGCACUCACCUUAAGGAACGUCUCGCCUAAAGCUUACGGAUAUUUAAAAAUAAAAAAUAUGCCUUUGCCAGCGUUAUCUACUCUGAGGCGGUUUCAAAAGUUAACUCAUCGUUUCUCAGUCGACAAAAGUGUUGAAACCGAUACUCUGCCAACCAACGUUUCAGAUCACCCUAGUUCUUGA